AGUUAAAGCUGCAAAUUUUUUUCAAGGUGACAUUUUGUACUAAAGCUUGAAACGUUGAAGAGGAUUAAACAUGAGUCGUGAAAGGGAGACCAUAAACAUUUCAAAUGCAUCUACUUUAACAAAUCUUUUCUACUUGUUUUUCCAUGGAGGAAAAGCAGCAAUCAUCCCCUUUCUAACCUUGUUUUUCAGACUAGUGGGGCUCAAUGCAUUUGAAGCAGGUAUAAUUAUAGCUGCUAAAACACUUACAGCAUUAAUAUGGGCUCCACUGUGGUCCAGGUGUGCGACGGCUUACAAUCAUCACAGACUUGUGCUUAUAUUGUCUCUCUUUAUGAUGAUGGUUACAUAUCUUUCAUUUCCUGCUCUUUACACACAAAUUUCAAAAGCAGAACACUGCAUGGCACCAGGCAAUAUCAACAGCAAUAGUUCGACUGACAGCCAGAAACUCACUGGUGGUCCACAAACACCACCGGCCAAUUACAGCAUUAGUAAAUCCAGUUUCAGUAUUUCCACCCCAGUCAGCACAAUUAAUGUGACAGAAAAGGUUGAAACAUCAAGCAUGAUUAUACCUCUUGAAGUCUCCCAUUAUACAGCAGAGCCAACAAACGUAACAAGUUUCGAACCGUCAGAAAAUGAAACGGAUCAUUUAUCACGAAGAGAUUUAUACAGCUUCUCAAGCCAUCCAACCACAGAUAAAGAUCAGAAUGUGAUCCAAGCUUUGUCCACAUUUAACACUAGUGAUACAGAGGCUCUAGACCAACAGCUGCAGUCAAUCUUAAAGGCACUUAAUUUUGAUUUGGAUGAAUUUUUAAAAGCUAAUUUGUCCUUAAAUGAGUUGACUACCCUAAUGAACAUUGGACGAAAUUAUUCAGAUCAAAUAACAGAAAAGCAAGCAGAAAAAUUAUACAGACAGCUGCAUGAGCUAGGAGAAGCAAAUGUAGCAAUCCAGGUUGGUUGCUUCACCUUUUCCAGUUACAUAUUCUUUAUAGCUUAAUUUUGAUAGUUUCAAAGUUAAUGAAACAGGAAUUCAUAGUUUGUCGCCUGGAAGGUAGUAAGGAGCUCACUACUGAAACUUAUUAUUUUAUAGCACUUUUUUGUGUGUGACUUGAUGAAUUAAAUAUUCAUAUAAUUUUCACUACUAAAUUCAUUGUUAAAUGAAAUGUUUUCCUAUUAUUUUAAAUUAUCUUUAGUCAAUUACCAAAUGCAAGAUUUAAGUUUCAUUGCAACUUAGACAUACCUUCACGAUUAUUUCUUAAAAAAGAAUACAUUUUUUAUUUUACUCUUUAAAUUAUUAGCAUGGUUUUGGAAAUAUUUGUCUAAAUUUAAAAAGUCUUGUAUUUCAGGUGAAGGAGAGAUCAGUCAAUAAUGAGAGGUACAAAAGAAGUGAUUUGGUUGACACACUGAAGGAAAAACUGCACACAAUUCAGGCUACCCUUCAGGAUGACAGGCUGCUACUUUUUCUUGUCAUAUUGGCCAUCAUUGUGGUAGGUGAGAUAUUUGCCUCUCCUGUUGAGAAAGUUGCAGAUGACUCAUGGUUUGACUUUUUAAGUCGUAUUGAUGACUUGGAGCGCUAUGGUCAGCAGAGAAUCUGGGGUUCUAUAGCAUUUGUUCUCAUACCUGUCGUGGUUACAGUGGCCGUUGACCAUUCCCCUUGUUUUCUCCCCUUUCAAAUUCACCAUUAUUUUCUUCACUUUUACAUCUUUGCUGUUCUAAUGGCUGCAGCAAUUGUAGUUUCUUGUUGUUAUCCUGUGCCUCCUCCUGCCAAUGGCAAACACACUUCUAAAAUCUGCAAAGGUAUUCGUUUAAUCUGCUGUGAUGGUCAUGGGUUUUUAUUCUCAGUCACACUUUUACUCACUGGCAUGGUGUAUGCUUCAUACCACAACUUUUUAUUCUGGAGAAUUCAGGACCUUGGUGGCUUGGAGACAACCAUGGGGCUUUGUGUUUCCAUUGGUGCCUUUGCAGAAAUACCGAUGUUGAUUUUAAGUGGCAACUUAGUUAAAAAGCUUGGACCUUCUUGGAUGGUGUCAGUCUCGUUGAUCAUCUUGAGCCUUCGUGUGUUAUUCUAUGCCUUCAAUCAAGAACCUUGGGCAUUUCUCCCCAUAGAGCUGUCACAUGGCAUCACCCACACAACUUUAUGGUUUGCCAUACUGAGUUAUGAUGAUUUCAAUAUUGGUGCUUCUGUUGACAGAAGUCUUCGUACCAUUCUUUCUUCUUUCUAUUUUGGAAUCGGUUUCUCUGCAGGUAGUUUAAUUUCUGGGUUGGUUUAUCACUUUUAUGGCUCAAGUGUUCUUUUCUGGGUGGGCAGCGCUGUUAUUGGGGGGUGGUGUGUAAUCUUUUCCAUUGUGCAGAAGUGCAUGCCCAAGAAAGAAAAAGUGCGAUAUAUAAAGUUGCUGCGGAGUGAAUCUGAUAACUCAGAUGAAGAAAAUGAGGAUUGGCUAGAAAUGGCUCUCAAGGAUCACUAAUAUUUGAUGAAAUGCUUUAUGUAUUUAUUUGCUGUUAGUUUUGAAUUUAAAAAAUAAAAAUUAAUUUAUGCGUAGUGAGACUAUCAUUUUGAAUCCUAUUUUCAAGAAAUAUUCCCAC
This is a messenger RNA of Lymnaea stagnalis (great pond snail), 2577 nucleotides long. The record is from the annotation of a GenBank genome assembly. NCBI's taxonomy places the organism in Eukaryota, Metazoa, Mollusca, Gastropoda, Lymnaeidae.